AAUGAUUUGACAGAACCACACAAUUAGUUCAAGAGAAAAAUAGUUUUUGGCUUUCUGAAAUACAAAAUUGCGUAAAAAAUUCAUUCUAUGUUGGCGAAUAUUAAAAAAGCUUUUAAAUGGGGAUCCCUCGUAAAAAAAUCAGAAAAUAAGAAUUGGCAAUCGUCACUGUUAUUGGCAGCUUUUGUUGGGGUUCUUGAAGAUGUUUUAUUUUGGAAGAAUAUGUGGUUAUCUCUUAUAUUUAUUUUCAUUUUCAACAUUAUCUAUUUCAUAUGCCUUCAUUUAGAAGUAAAUUUCAUGGAGUUCAUAUUCUAUCUAACCACUGUAAUAGUUGCCCUGGAUGGUUUCGAAUCUUGGUUGAAAUACAAGCACAGAACAACUUGUUUAAAGAAGCUUGCUAGCCACAAUGGAACUAAGCUUAGCUCUGCUGCAUCUUAUUUAAAGCAGUGGAUGAAGAUGCAUUGGUGUGAAUAUGUCUAUUUAAGAGAAACUAAUCAUACUAAGGCUUUCUUGAUGAUGAACAUAAUCUUGGGUAUGAUUUUCCUUGUAGGGAAAUACUUUAGUGGAUACAAGUUAAUGUAUAUUGUGCUUAUGGUGACAUGUCUUUUUUACAAGAUAGCUAAACCAGUUGUUACACUUGCUCAUAAAAUACAACAAAAUGCAGAAUCAGAUGGUGAAUUAGAAGGUCUUAUUCCUGAAAUCACCGAGGGAGACAUCAAGAUACUGUCUCUAGAGCCUGAGACCAAACAUGUUGUUGAUGAAAGGCAAAGCCUAGACUAUUGGAAGCCAGUAGAUGUCCCUAUGGAAGACAGUGACAGUUCUGACCAUAGCAGUUCUCUUGUUACCAAUAUGUCAGUAGAAAAAAUGCAAGCAUUUGAAAAAGAAGUGGAUAUAACAGAUUCCAGUGAAGAUGAGUAUAUACCACUAGUUCAGCAGAAGCAACUUCCUUCUACAUUAGAGGAAGUUCAACCAUCCGGGACCUGGGGUGGUACAGCUUACAAUGCUUUCUUCAACUUCGCAGGAGCUGUCUCCAAUAUGGUGUAUGCAUCUCAGGAAGAAAAUAAGAGGAAGCGCAUGUCUAGUAUAGACUCUUCAGAUGGCUUUGAAAUUAUUGAUAAGAGUGACUUAAAUUAAGGACAUAUCAAGUUAAACAAUACCAGUGACUUAAAUUAAACUAUUAUUACUAAAAAAA
Molecule: messenger RNA, 1189 nt
Organism: Cydia strobilella
Lineage: Eukaryota; Metazoa; Arthropoda; Insecta; Lepidoptera; Tortricidae
Exons: 7
Coding region: 88-1131 (347 amino acids)
Source: RefSeq, a predicted model, not a curated record